CUCUCCAAGUGACGUCACUAUUUCUAGGCUCACCCUCCUAAAACCUAUUCCUGGCCAGCACUCUCUAGUAGUAAAACUCCCUGGUAUUCGACUUUCAGCGCUUCGUUGCAGAAUUCGAUGCAUGUAUGCGUAUGUCACGGGAUAGCAAAAUGAUGGUCACGCUGCUGGAUUUAUAGCAGCCAUACAGGCAUUGCAUUCCUAAAACCAUCCCCUGACCUCGCAAACAGCAGUCCUGAACCCAUCCCCUGCCGUGGUGUCCCUUUUUUUUUGCGAUCACCGUCGUCGAAGUCCCCUCCUGGAACUUAGAGGAUGCACACCUUCCUGAGUCCUGACAUGAUUCUCCUCGUCGCUUAGAGGUUCAUAACCUUCCUGACACCAUUAGUUGACUCUAGAACCGUCAUUUGACUCUACGAACCAUUAGCUAACUCUAGAACCAAGUUCACUCUAGAACCAUAAGUCGACUCUAGAUUCUAGAACGAAUAGUUGACUCUACGAACCCUCUGCGUGUCGCGUCGCCUAGAGGUUGAUCCCCCUAGACUAUUUCGUCUACUAAGAAGCAUUUCGAGCCAUGACGAUGCGCUUCGCUAUCUGGCAGCUCGUCCGUCAACUCUCGUUAGCGGUACCAGUUGUCUUAACCGUUCAUGACAACAUUGCCAGCAUGUGCGGUGUGGACGGCCACUCCAUGUCGCCCACCUUCAACCCGUUGCGCGACAAAUCCGGCCUGCUGUUCCGCGCCGCCCUGAGCGAUCGCGUGCUCCUGGACAGGCUGUCAGCGCGCUACAUGCAGUACCAGCGCGGGGACGUGGUCGUUCUUAGGUCUCCCACUGACCCCGACCUGUGCCUCAUAAAGCGCCUCAUCGCAUUACAGGACGACUGGGUCACAGUGCCGGGUGGCUGCGAUGACGUCAGCGGCAGUGGCAGCAGCACCAGCAGGGGUGAUGACGUCAUCAGGCGGAUCCCCAAGGGGCACUGCUGGGUGGAAGGGGACAACGCUGAUGUCAGCGAGGACUCGAAACACUUUGGCCCGGUGCCAAUUGCGCUGCUGGAGGGCCGCGUGCGCUGCAUAGUGUGGCCGCCGCACAGAAUAGGAACAGUGGAGAGCCGACUACCCGAGGGGAGAGUGCUGCCUUUUUAAGCAACAGCGAUAGCACCGAUGCCACUUGGUUCAAAUUCCGUCUCUGAAACACCGCAAGCCACGCGGUGCAUUGUCUGGUUGCUGCACAGAUUAGCGGGAGUGAAGAACCGACUGCCUGAAGGGAGAGUGCUUCCCUUAGAGCAACAGAGAUAGCAGCACCGCCACUUGGCAGCGUACGAUCUGCUUGGGAGGCCAUUCGGUUAUUGGAGUGCGUGCCACAUUGUUCGUUUGCCACACAAAAUAGGGAGUGGAGAGUCGACUGCCCAGGGGGAGAGCGCUUCCCAUCAACCAUCAGAGAUAGCCUCACUGGAGGCUCCUUGGUGUACGAUCUGCUUGGGAAGUUACUCAACUAUAAGUGUACUGUACCCCAAUAGAUGUGUUGGUUGGAGCAUUGGAAGUGAUGCAAUGUUUGUUCCCUCGA
This is a messenger RNA of Closterium sp. NIES-67, 1556 nucleotides long. NCBI's taxonomy places the organism in Eukaryota, Viridiplantae, Streptophyta, Zygnematophyceae, Desmidiales, Closteriaceae. The record is from the annotation of a GenBank genome assembly.